Molecule: messenger RNA, 1177 nt
Organism: Cydia amplana
Lineage: Eukaryota; Metazoa; Arthropoda; Insecta; Lepidoptera; Tortricidae
Product: lipase 1-like
Exons: 1
Coding region: 14-1114 (366 amino acids)
Biological process (GO): lipid metabolic process
Molecular function (GO): hydrolase activity, acting on ester bonds
Source: RefSeq, a predicted model, not a curated record
CAAUUCAGUGUUAAUGCCCGAAGAUGGUCGCCUGGACUUUAUGGAGCUGAGUAUUAAAUAUGGGCACAAGGCCGAAGAGCACAGGGUAGUCACAGAAGACGGGUAUAUUCUGACGCUGUUUCGUCUGCCGGGCGAGAAACCUCCAGUUCUACUACUUCACGGCCUGAUUGGUACUGCAGACACAUAUAUUUUAAGAGGCAAUAAUUCUUUAGGCAUCACAUUAGCAAACCACGGCUAUGACGUAUGGGCCGGAAAUACCAGAGGGAAUAAAUACGCAAUGCAGCAUACCAAACUCGACCCUAACACAGACGCUUCAUUCUGGGACUACAGUUUUCACGAACACGGAUACUACGACCUCCCUGCUAUGACAGAUUAUAUUUUAAAUGUAACGGGAGAACAGAGUCUACAAAGCAUUGGACACUCUGAGGGAACGACGGAUCAUUUCAUAUUAGGAUCGCUCAGACCAGAGUACAACGAAAAGUAUAAAAUACUAAUAGCAUUGUCUCCUUCGGCAUACUUAAGUAAUUUGGUACCACCCAUGUCUAUAUUUAUUAAACUGGCUCCUAUUAUAAAUGCAAUCUUACGUUCUCUCAACAUUGAAUAUGUGUUCCAUUAUAAAGGUUUAGAAAGAAUUCUUCUUGAAGCUAUCUGUAACCCGGGGUCCGUUAGCUAUAGUUUAUGUACUGAAUUUGUAUUUCUGAUUGGCGGAUAUGACCUUCAACGUCUGGAGUCGGAAUUCUUGGCUGUAGUAUUCGGCCACUUCCCGUCUUCACUUUCGCGGAAAGCUUUACUACAUUGUGCUCAGGUAGCUCAAAGCAAGCGAUUUCCCCUUUUCGACUAUGGUUUGGAAGACAAUUUGAAACGCUAUGGAUCAACUGCGCCGCCCGAUUAUAAUCUUAGAAAUGUAACCAUGAGAACAGCACUUCUUGUGGGUAAAAAUGACCCAAUAAAUGGAGUUCGAGACGUGGAGCGCUUACGAUUUGUUCUUCCGAACGUUGUCCAUUAUCAUCUAAUGAAGCCAAGACGAUGGAACCAUUUCGACUUUGUUUGGAGCAAUGACUUGCCAAAGACCUUGUUUCCUCAUAUAUUAACAUUGUUAGAGAGAUUCUCAUGAACCGCGUAAAAUAAUUAAAUAAAUACCUAGUAGCAAUUCAGAAAUGUGUAUAAAAAUAUUACA